Messenger RNA from Dendrobium catenatum, 516 nucleotides. RefSeq names its product ABC transporter G family member 5-like. The annotation marks the transcript as partial. Gene Ontology annotation, cellular component: membrane. Gene Ontology annotation, molecular function: ABC-type transporter activity. The transcript has a single exon. The record is from RefSeq and is a predicted model, not a curated record. NCBI's taxonomy places the organism in Eukaryota, Viridiplantae, Streptophyta, Magnoliopsida, Asparagales, Orchidaceae.
UCUUCUUACGUAAUAGCGAAUGGCCUCGUUUUCUUGCCAUUCCUUUUUAUCUUAGCAUUGCUUUUCGCCUCGCCAGUCUAUUGGCUAGCAGGUCUUGAUCGGAAUCCGUCAUCUUUCGCAUUUUUCCUUCUGCUUAUAUGGCUCAUCCUCUACACCGCAAACUCUGUGGUGGUCUGUUUCAGUUCCCUCGCACCAAACUUCAUAGUGGGAAACUCUGUCAUCGCCGGCGUGAUGGGGUCUUUCUUCCUCUUCUCCGGGUAUUUUAUAAGGAAGGAGGGGAUACCGGGUUGUUGGGUUUUCAUGAACUACUUGUCAUUGUUCAGGUAUCCAUUUGAAGCUUUUCUGGUAAACGAGUUUUCAGGGGAGGGAAAGUGUUUAGAGGAGAAAUUUGGAGUUUGUCUCUUGGAUGGAGAUACAGUGUUGAGAAAGGAGGGAUUGGGGGAGGUUAGCAGGUGGAAGGAUGUGAUAGUGAUGGUGGGUUUCAUAUUGGGUUACAGGUUUGGCUCCUACAUGAUA